Messenger RNA from Hydractinia symbiolongicarpus, 1857 nucleotides. Its product is annotated as transcription initiation factor TFIID subunit 7-like. The record is from RefSeq and is a predicted model, not a curated record. Gene Ontology annotation, biological process: transcription initiation at RNA polymerase II promoter; RNA polymerase II preinitiation complex assembly. Gene Ontology annotation, molecular function: RNA polymerase II general transcription initiation factor activity. Gene Ontology annotation, cellular component: transcription factor TFIID complex. The transcript has a single exon. Bases 216 to 1220 code for a protein of 334 amino acids. Lineage: Eukaryota; Metazoa; Cnidaria; Hydrozoa; Anthoathecata; Hydractiniidae.
CUAAGCCUUUUAUUAAUUUUGGGCUGAUGGUGGCAGAAGCAUCUCAUGACUAUUUGCUACUAAACUUAUCAUGUUGUUAAGAAACCUUGAAAAAUAUAAAAGAAUAAUCUAAUAUUGUAUAUUUUUUCAGACGCUUAUCUGUUUGGGUACUAAAAUAUAUUUUAUACAAACAGGCUUUUUUUUAACAUCUCUUUUUUAUUAGAAUAAAUGUAAGCAUGUCUGGUUCAAGUAAAGCAAAGUCCAAAAACAAAGAAGGUAAGACUAAAUCAUCGAAAAGUGAUGCUGAUAAGUUUACUGAGUUGGAGCAUCAACUUAUUCUAAGACUGCCAGAGCCAUAUGCUGCCACUUUAGAUCAUGCUUUACAAAAUGGGGGACUGAAAGAUCGUUUGCAAAUAGAGUUUGAAGACAAUGUGAGAAAUGCAAGUGUGAAGUUUGAUGAUGUAUUGUUUCGUGCUAAAUUAUAUGAUUUACCAACAAUAACCGAAUCCUGGAAAACAUUUGACAAGAAAAGUUUGUGGAAGACUGGCGACAUAUGUCAAAUUUUAAUUUGCAAGGAUCCAGAAAGUGUUGAAAUAAGUUCCGACGAAGAGGAAACAUCUUUCGACUACCUAAAAAAACAACUUCAUCAGGCAAAAAAAUAUCAGUAUCCUCAUGGUCUAACCCCUCCUUUAAAAAAUGUACGAAAACGACGUUUCCGCAAGACUGCGAAACAGAAAUACGUGGAUGCACCUGAAAUUGAAAAAGAAGUUAAAAGGUUACUGCGUGCAGAUGUAAGUGCUGUCGAUGUUAAAUUCGAAAUUGUUAAUGACGAGUUAGAAAAGCAAAAGCAGGAAGAACAGGAGGAUGAAAUCGAUGUAGGUGGACCUUCAAUUGAACAAUUUGAUGAGCAUUCUAACAUGAGUAGCGUUUUAGGUUCAGAUAACGAGGGUGGACAAAAUGAAGCUGACAUAUUACCAGACAUCAGUAGUAGUGAGGAUGAAGAUAGCACACCAAAAUCAACAAAAGAUUCACACCAUUCGGGUCAUUCCAGGCUGAAACAUGCAGAAUGUGAGAAACGUAUAAAGGAAUUAAAAACGAAGCAAUUAGAACAGGAGAUGAAGAUUGCAAACGCAGCAAAUCCGUUUUUAAAACAGAGAUUUCAAACUGUGUUAGAUGAAAUGAAGAAAGAAGAGGAACAGCUGUUGGGUGAACUAGAUGGAAUUAACCUUUCACCAAAGUGAAUUGUUCAGGAUAUUGUGUUUUUUUACAUGCAUUUGUGUACUGUGUUUUUAAAACAAUCAAGAGGAUGUAAAAUCGAUUAAGCUCAUCGUUUUAAAUUAAACCUAUAUUCAUAAAAAAGGUUCUGUUGUUCAAUCAAUGAAUCUGCUUUUAAAUUUCAUAAGUUUAUCUCAUCUGGUAUGACUGACUACUGCACUAUCACAUGUGUCAUAUAAUUUUUUGUAUAAUAUGAUGUAAAAACCUAAGCAAAUUAAAAUAUAGAAAUUAAUUUCUUUGUUAUAUUUUUCGCUCUGGUAUAUUUAAAAGUAAUUGUCUGCACAAGUGACAUUAGGUUGUACUUGAAUAGUCAUGUCUUUCCAUUUAAAGUUCUCAUUCAAAAACACAAGUAAGUGCUGAAAAACUUUGUCUAAGACUUUUUCUGUCCCCAGAGCCAAACAUAAAUUAUAUUACUUAAGAACUGCCGUUUUCUAGAAAUUUAUCGUUUACAUUGACAUGUAAUUUAUGUGUAUACGGUAUUGUCUAUUAUUAGUAGCUGUUAUAAAUAUUUUGUUUAUAUCCAUAUACUCUACACGGAAAGUAUGUGUAUUGUUUUCUUAUGGAAACAAGAAAGAAAAGAGUUACUUUGUAACUUUAAGUUUA